CUGAUUCAGGAAAAAAACAGGGUGUUGAGGGGUACCAGAUCUGAUUUGCUAGGGUUUUGUUUUUGGCAUAUCCUGAAAUUUCAGGGUUUUUUUGUUGCACCAGUCACAUGACCCCACGGGCAGAUUUGCUUGAUGAGGUAAAACCCCCUGGGAAGAUCAAGUAUGUGGCAGCAGCAUCAGGUGCUUUGCUCCCUGUGAUUGGUGUUAGAAAUGCCAAGGUUAAGGGAGCUAAUGGGGAGCUUGUGGGACUUGGGAAUGUUCUGCUGGUUGAAGGUCUGUCUGCUAACCUUCUCUCUGUGCGGCGACUGCAGAAGAGCAAGGCCGAAGUGACCUUUGGACCAACCAGCUGCCGUGCUAAGCUUGGGAAGAAGGUGAUGUGGAGUCUGGAAGAGGAGACCAGCUGCAUCAAGGAUCUAUGGCAGCUGCCCAUCAUCCCUUGGAAUGGGAAGACUCCAACAGCAGCAACGGCAGCAGCGGCAAAGGCAACAGCAGGAGGAGAUGCAACUGCACCAACUGAUGGGGACUUGGAAGCAGUCAAGAAAGUGCAGCAGCAGCAGACACAUGGUGAGGUGUUUGCUGGUGUGGAUGCGAGUGCGGCAUGGGCUAAGGCUUCAUCAAGGAGUGGAGAGGCCGAUUGGGAGACAUGGCAUGAGAGGCUGUGUCAUGUGAACUUCCCUAUGCUGCAGAAGUUGGUGAAGGAUGGGAGCUUGAAGGGCUUGGAGGUGAAAGGGGGAGUGAAGGAGAUUGGGAGCUGCCCUACAUGCUUGGAGACCAAUUUUUCCAAGUUCCCCUUCAACAGCACUACAGGACCAGCCAAGACCCCACUUGCACUUGUGCACAUGGAUGUGGUGGGGCCCACAAGAGCCCCUUCCCUCUCAGGCAGCCGCUAUUUCUUGACAAUUGUGGAUGACCACACUCGGGCAGUGUGGGUUUACACUUUGAAGAGCAAGGGGAAGGUGGCAGCGGCUGUCCUUAAGGAGUGGAUGCCUAGAGCUCAGAGGGAAUGUGGACACAAGGUGAAGGUGAUCCGCAGUGACAAUGGUGGGGAGUUCAUUGGAGCUGAUUUUGAGGGGGAGUUGAAGAGGAAGGGGAUCCAACAUCAACUGACAGUGCCCUACAACCCGCAGCAGAAUGGCGUGGGUGAGAGGUUCAACAGGACCCUGCAGGAGGGGGCACGCACUCUCCUUGGGCGUGCAGGGCUGCCUGAUCCGUUUUGGGUGUCUGCACUGAGGCAGGUCGCCCUUGUGAAGAACAGGGUGCUGGCUACAGUUGGGGAUAAGGAGUGGAUCCCAUAUACCAAGUGGUAUGGGAGUGCUCCAGCUGUGAACAUGCUGAGGGCAUUUGGGUGCAUGGUGGUGUUUCAUGUGCUUAAGGAGAAAAGGGGGAAGUUGGAGGCUUCUGGAAGAUGGGGUGUGCACUUAGGGAUUGCAAAGGAUCACAAGGGGUGGCUGCUAUGGGACUUGACCACCCAGAAGCUGACUGUGUCAAGGGAUGUGAAGUUUCUUGAGUCCCUGUACUACAAGGAAUGGAAGCAGCAGCAACAGAAGCUUCCAUCUACACUGCUCAUUGUGGAGGCAGAUGAGGUGCAGCGGCCUUCAAGACAGGUGGAGGUUGCAGUGUCUAAGGAGGAGAUGUCUGGGGUGACUGAGGAAGGGGGAGCAGCUGAAGUGGAGCAGCAGCAGCAGCAGCAUGAGUCUCCACCUCGAGUUCCACACCCGCCUGAGCGACCUAGGAGGGAUGUGCGCCCUCCGGUAAGGCUGACCUAUGGGGGAAGAGGCAAGCCGAAUGUGGUGCAGGCUGGGAGUGUGGUUGAGCAGAUUGAGGAAGAUGAGAUCGCUCACUGCUACAGGGCACCAAUCCCUGAGCCCAAGACUCGAGAGGAUGCCUUGAAUGGACCAAAUGGGGAGAAGUGGAAGGCGAGUGAGGAUGAGGAGUUCGGGUCCCUGAUUGAGAACGAGACAUGGGACCUGUGUGACUUGCCUCCUGGGAAGAAGGCAAUCACUUCCAAGAUGAUCUACAGGCACAAGUAUGGACCUGAAGGGGAGCUGACUCGCUACAAGUCUAGGCUUGUGGCACGGGGGUUUCAGCAGACAAAGGGGAAGGACUAUUAUGAGGUUUUUGCUCCUGUGGGGAAAGGAACAACACUGAGGGUGCUGUUGGCGAUAGCUGCACUCCUGGGAUGGAAGAUACGGCACAUGGACAUUGUGACUGCCUUUCUGAAUGGGAUCAUUUUGGAGGAGGUGUACAUGAAGCAGCCAGAGGGGCUGGAUGAUGGGAGCGGCAGGGUCUGCAAGCUGAAGAAGGCCAUCUAUGGCCUUAAGCAGGCGCCUCGUGCAUGGUAUCACAAGUUGGAGGAGGCGCUGUUGGCUGGGGGUUUCAAGAAGAGUGAGUGUGACCCCAGCCUGUUCCUGCUGCAGGAGAAGGAUGAAAUCCUCAUGCUCCUGGUGUAUGUGGAUGAUAUCCUUCUCUUCUCUGCAUCAACUGCUUUGCUGGACAGCGUAGAGCAGAUGCUGGAGAUGCAGUUCAAGUGCUCCAAGAUGGGUGAGGUGAAGUACUACUUGGGGAUGCACGUGGAGAGAGAUGUGGAAAAGGGUGUGCUGAGGUUGCAACAGAGGAAGUACUGUGAGGGGCUGGCUGAGAAGUAUGGGCUGCAAGAUGGGGGAAAGCCAGCAACACCACUACCUUCAGGGUUUACUGUGGAGCCAUGUGUUGAUGAGGAGGUAGUGGGUGAGAGUGACAGGAAGCUGUUUCAUUCGAUGGUUGGGUCGCUGAACUAUGCUGCAAAUCAUACACGGCCUGACAUUGCAUUUGCUACAUCACGGUUGGCUAGUGUGGUCUCACGCCCUAGUCAUGAGCAGCUAGAAGCAGCCAAGUGGUUGGUCCGCUAUGUGAGCGCUACGGCAUCAGUGGGAUUGGAGUACAGUGGAGUGAGGCAGCGGUUGCAGAGAGGUGCUGCAGAUGUGAAGAGUGGAGAGAUGCUCUUGAGUUGCUAUACUGACGCUAGCUUCAACUCAGUGAAAGUGGAUGGCACCAGCAUUGGGGGUUAUGUGUGCUUGCUAGGAGGUGGUGCUGUGAGCUGGCGUAGCAAGAAGCAGAAUGAGGUGGGAUUGUCCUCAUGUGAGACUGAGUACAUGGCCUUACACCAUGGGGCCAAGGAAGUGGUGCGGCUGAGGCGUUUGUUGGAGGAGUUGGGAGUUGGUCAGGAGGAGCCGACAGUUGUGUUUUGCGACAAUGAGUCUGCUGUGAAGCUCGCCAAGAAUGCUUGCCUGUAUGGGCUGACUAAACACAAAAGACCUAAGUGGCAUGGGUGAGGAGACUCCUUGAUAAGGAGGUGCGGCUGGAGAUAGUUAAGACCCAUCAGCAGGCAGCAGAUAUUUUCACUAAGCGUCUGGCGGAGGCGGAUCAUUGGAAGGGCAUGAAGCUUGCUGGCAUGAGUGUGCAUUGAGUAUGCAUGCUUGAGAUGUU
Molecule: messenger RNA, 3465 nt
Organism: Closterium sp. NIES-67
Lineage: Eukaryota; Viridiplantae; Streptophyta; Zygnematophyceae; Desmidiales; Closteriaceae
Source: the annotation of a GenBank genome assembly